Ostreococcus tauri is the source of this 1812-nucleotide messenger RNA. RefSeq names its product unnamed product. Lineage: Eukaryota; Viridiplantae; Chlorophyta; Mamiellophyceae; Mamiellales; Bathycoccaceae. Bases 1 to 1812 code for a protein of 603 amino acids. The record is from RefSeq and is a predicted model, not a curated record. The transcript has a single exon.
AUGGGUGGGAUCCCGCUCGACGCGCUCGCGGGGGGGCGCGCGCGGGCGACGCCGGCGAGGGGAGGACGACGGGUGAACGAUGCGCGAGGGGAACGACGAGGUGGACAUCGCGAGCGACGGGCGGUGCGCGUUCGCGCGUCCUCGGCGGCGUCGAGCGCGCUGCGAGCGCUUCUGGCGCGCGCGAAGGAGAAUGCGUCGGGUGGGGAGGUCGCGGUGCAGUCGGUGGCGGAAGCGCGAGCGCUGAUCGAACGCGCGCGAAGUGAACGGAGACGGAGAGAGGCGACGGCGCCGACGAGCGCGCGGUUAGCCGCGUUGGAGUCAGAGGCGGAUGCGUUGAGGUCUGAGGUGCGGCGAUUGAAGGAUGAGAACCGGGAGGCGAUUGAUGCGCUGCUGAGUGAGGCGGCGGAACUGGCGGAGCAAACGGCGCGCGUGGAGGAGGUCGAGGGCGAGCUCGAGGAGGCCACGCAAUUGAACAGGCGUUUGGUGAGCGCGGCGCAAGAGCUCGCCGAGCUCGUGGACGAGAGCGCGACGGAGGCGCUCGAGAACGAGCUCGCGAUGAAGGAUGCCGAGAUUGUUUCUCUCAAGGCGAGCGUACGCGAACUCGAGCACAAGCUCGAGGAUCGGGACGCGCUCCUGGAGACGAUUCGCAGCUUGGAGAUAGAGCUCGCCGAGAGCGUCACGAGCGCCGAGCUCAAGGAGUUGGCUGAUGGAAAGAUGGAUUCCCCGGAAUUGAUCUCGGCCUUGGAGGCGGAGAACAAGGAGAUGCGAGAGCGCAUCAACGCUUUGCUCGCCGAAGGGGAUAAACUCCCAGCGGUGGCGAAGAAGUACGAGGCGGCGGCGCUCGAGGUUGUUUCGCUCAAGUCUCGCAUUCGUCUUCUCGAGGUGCGAAUGGCGGACAUGGUCGAUCAAGAAGAACUCAGUGAAAUGUUGGAGCAAGAGAGAAGGAAGAGUACUGAGCUUGUCGCCCAGAAGGACUCCUUGUUGAAGCGCAUACGCGAGUUGGAGGUGGCGAUGUCCGACAUGGAAGAGGGAGACGCCUACCUCAAGGCGAAGAAAGAAGCCGAGGCGGCAAAAUUGCGCAGCAUGGAUCUCUCCACGCUCGUCGAUUCUCUCACCUCGAAGCUCGCAGAGCAGACGGACGAGGCGAGUAGAGCUAAAACCGCGACGGACGACGCGCUCGCGAACGUUCGCGCGCUUGAAUCGGACAUGGCGUACAUGGACUAUGCACCAGGCAUCGAGAGCGCUAUGAAGGCGGCAAAGCAAAUGGAACGCGCCGCGGAGCGCGCCGUGGAGCUCGCGGCGGGUCUUCAACAGCUCGAAGUCGGGAUGAAGAAGAAGAGCAGCGGUCGAAAAGUGCCGUUCAAGCGCGAAGACUCGUUUACGUUGCGUAAAUUGAACUUCAGCAACGCCAAACUGCAAGAGCCAGCGAUUGCCUUCAAGCGCUCCCCCAGCGACACCUUUGCACUUCGAAAGUUUGACUUCACGAAAAUCAAGACGGAGGCCGAGGCGAGCAGUGCAAGCAAAACGCCUUUCAAGCGCUCUCCAGCCGAUGCAUUCAAGCUGCGCAAGAUGACGUUCCCAUUCUCCUCGCGCACCGCCUCCGUGCCGAAGAGCGUGUUCCAGCGCACGGGCAACUUUGAGUUGCGACGAUUCAUCUUCACCUCCGAUCCGGUCGACGUCGUUGCGUCCGCUGCGUUCGAGCGUAACGGUGAGUUUACACUCAGACGCCUCAAGUUCCCUCCGCCGCAGCGAACCGGCGCAGCGAUCUCCACCUGGGAUAGAGGAGACAAGGGGACAGUUUUCAAAUUCUAA